Messenger RNA from Triticum turgidum subsp. durum (durum wheat), 2079 nucleotides. The record is from the annotation of a GenBank genome assembly. Lineage: Eukaryota; Viridiplantae; Streptophyta; Magnoliopsida; Poales; Poaceae.
AUGCAUGUGUUCAGGUACUUCAUUGUAAUUGACGGUUUGCAACAAGAAGAAGAUUGGGACUUCCUGAGGAAUGUCUUCCCUCAAAAUGAGAAAAGUAGCAGGAUAGUUGUGAGCACAAGUGUCCAACGUGUCGCUAAGUACUGCAGCUCCAGCACUAGUUUCGUGUACAAAAUGGAAGGUCUCGACAAUGAGGAGACUAAGAAACUGUUCUGGCAAGAAGUUGGAGUGCCGAAUGCUGCCGAUUCGUUGAAACAACUUGCACAAGGCAUCUGUAACGGAUGCCACGGUUUACCCCUCGCAGUGGUCAGUGCAGCCAAGUAUUUGAGACCCAUAUGGACAGAACUGAAACAGAGUGACUGGGACCGCGAGGCUCUCGCGCUAGGUAACCGCGUAACAGGCCAGGGCGAGCAACCUGCCUUUGCAGAACUGAAAAAAAUCCUCGUGGAAUGCUUCGACGGCCUAACCUGCCACCGUGUCAAGACUUGCUUGUUGUCUGUUACAAUGUUCCCCAAGGGUCACCCCAUCAAGAGGAAAAGCUUGUUCCGGCGGUGGAUAGCUGAAGGCUUCGUGGAGCAUGACGGGCGACUGGAUAAGAACGCCGCUUGCCAUGAACUCUUCCGGGAGCUGAUCGAGCGCCACCUCGUGGAGCCAGUGGAGAGCAGCAGAGAGAAUCUGGUGCCGGCAGCCGAAGUGAAGAUGUGUCAGGUUCACGGUGUGUUGCUUGACUUUCUUCUCAGCGAGUCCCUCCGUCGGAACUUCACCGACCUCAUCCGCAACAAUGUGCCUGUUCAAGCCGCACGCGGAGGCAUCCGUACCCGUCGGCUCGCCGUCCACACGGACGACGACUGCAGGGUUGGUGCACCCUGCGACGUUGACCUCAAACGUUACUCCUUCAUCAGGUCAUUGACGAUCGUGAACAGCGCCUUUAAGGACUUGCUGGAGAGCGAGUUCCUCCGGGUGCUGGAUCUGGAGGGCUCCAAAGGCAUCGACGAACAAGCGCUAUGCAAAAUCUUCCAGCUGAUACACCUCAAGUACCUCAGCAUCAGGGCCACGGACUGCUGCAGAAUUCCCAAGAGGAUCAGGAGGCUACAUCAGCUUGAGACUCUGGACGCCCGGGACAGCAACGUCAGGGAACUGCCGAUUGAGGUCCUCCUCCUGCCGCGGCUUGCCCACCUUUUCGGCGAGUUUCAACUCCCCAGUGAGCUAUGCAGCAAGAAGAAGAUCCCGAUUACAGGCAAGGACGUGGAGAGAGUUUUCAAGAGCAGCAACAGCAAGCUGGAGAGUGUGGCAGGGUUCCUCGUGGACGACCGCCAAGGUUUCCAACAUAUUAUGCUCCACAUGCACAAUCUCAAGAAGGUUAAGAUGCGGUGGGGGAGCACGAGCACGGCCCCAACCCAAGAUUUGUCUGGCCUUCUUGCCGACUCCCUGCGGAGGCGAUUUGGGCUCGAGUGCCUAUCAAUUGAUUUUGGUGAGCACUCGCUAGAUUUUAUGAACCCCCUGUCAUAUUCAGAAACUUGCUUGCUCAAAUCCGUCAAGCUGCGCGGAAGCCUCAGCGAGGGUCUACCGGGCUUCAUGUGCAAGCUGGAAUAUCUCUCAGAGCUUCAUCUUUUCUCCACUGGCCUUGACAGCGAGGCCCUCUCGGCCCUGGAACAACUAAGUCACUUGGAGCACCUGCAGCUCGAAGAGGUCAGUGACAGAUUCGGGAGCUGCACCUUCAGUUUGGCGGCAGGCAAAUUUGAGAGACUCAAGCGACUCAUCAUCGAUGCCCCCAAGCUUCCACAGGUGACUGUCGCAAAUGGAGCCAUGGCUGUCCUCACCACCCUUGAACUACUUUGCCAUGAUGUAACGGGGUUUGCAGCUACGGGCAUCUCACGCCUUGGAUCUCUUAGUGAGGUCGUACUACUCAAAAGUCUCAAAUCUUGUGACCCUGGCACCUGGUCGAGGUGGGAGGCGGAGGCCAAGAAGCACAAGAAAAGGCCAAGAAUUUCGUUCUGUGAUAGUAGCAACCGACAACAGCGACAAGCAGCUGCAGUGAGGCAGCAAAAGUCUGGAAGCAAGUGGAGGAUGCUACCACGUUAG